Diachasma alloeum is the source of this 3179-nucleotide messenger RNA. RefSeq names its product protein TAPT1 homolog. Lineage: Eukaryota; Metazoa; Arthropoda; Insecta; Hymenoptera; Braconidae. The transcript has 7 exons. The record is from RefSeq and is a predicted model, not a curated record. Bases 324 to 2003 code for a protein of 559 amino acids. Gene Ontology annotation, biological process: maintenance of protein localization in endoplasmic reticulum; positive regulation of cilium assembly. Gene Ontology annotation, cellular component: endoplasmic reticulum membrane; ciliary basal body.
CAGGGAUAUCGGUCAUCCACCGAUUCACUAGUGGAUGCCGCCAUGUUCAUGUCAUCACACGCGCUCGCAACUGUCAACUAACAACACUUCUCGUAUUUUAUCGGUUUUUUUUUACUUCGAAUGGGUUCAGUGAUGGAUGCGACGAUUUAUCGCCGAGAUCGUCUCGCCGUGACGAAAGUAGUUUAGUUUCGAGGGGCUUCAGUUGUCUUUUUGGAUGAUCUCGGGGGGAAUGCGAGUGAAAAUUCUCGGGUAAUCGGGGGAUUUUGUGAUUGCGUAUAUUCGGGAACAGCUGUUUACCACGAGGUUAUGUGUAUCCUGCCGUCAUGACUAGAGUCAACAACAAACAAGAGACAAUGAGUGAUGAUGAUGAGUGCAUUGUUGAGGGGCAUCAGCCUGGGGGCCCCGGGAAGAGGCACAUCAGGUUCAGGGGGGAUGGCACGCCCUCCAGGAGCGCGGAGGACAGGGUCCAGGGGCUGGACCCUCAGGAGAAUCGUCCAGAGGCGGCAGGGGGACCUGAGAUACCUCCGAAACCUGGCGUGUCAAUCUUCGAAUUCGUCAAGACUGAGCUCACGAGGGGGUACCAAUUGGAGCAUGACGAGGAGAGGUUCUCAGCGAGGAGAGAGAAAAUUUAUUCCUUCAUGAAGAUUCCUAGGGAGGUCGAGAAAUUUAUGUCUUAUGGAUUUUUUCAGUGUGCAGAUUCAUUUUUAUUUGUCUAUACUUUUUUACCAUUGCGAUUUCUGAUGGCUCUGUGGGCAAUCAUCAGUCGACCCCUCAAGCAUUGUUUGAGGGGAAAGAAAGGUGCGAGAAAAAAGGAAGAACCUUUUCUGCGCCCAGCUGAGGUCUGUGAUCUACUGAAAGGAGUUGUUGUGGUGGGCUGUUGGGCAGCAACGAGCAAAGUCGACACGUCGAUGAUGUAUCAUUUGGUCAAGAGUCAGUCGGUUAUAAAACUGUACAUUUUUUAUAACAUACUGGAGGUCGGGGAUCGAUUGUUCAGUGCCUUUGGGCAGGACACUAUUGACGCUUUACUGUGGACCGCCACUGAACCCAGGUCAAGAUCACAGUCCAGGCAUCGGCAGCAUCUGGGGACAUUUCCCCACUUGCUAUUUGCGUUGACCUAUGUCUUACUGCACAGCAUUCUGGUGCUGUUCCAAGCCACAACUCUCAACGUGGCUAUAAACAGCAGCAAUAAAGCUCUGUUAACAAUUAUGAUGUCGAAUAAUUUUGUAGAAUUAAAAGGCUCCGUCUUCAAGAAAUUCGACAAGAAUAAUUUAUUUCAACUAGCCUGUGCCGACGUAAGAGAGAGAUUUCACCUGACGAUGCUCCUCCUCGCUGUGAGUCUUCAAACGAUGAAAGAAUAUGCGUGGAAAGCUGAUCGCCUAGCUGUUCUCCUUCCUGAUUGUAUACUCCUAAUUGUUGCUGAAAUUCUUGUUGAUUGGGUGAAACACGCCUUCAUCACGCGCUUCAACGAGCUCCGCUCCACGGUAUACCGAGACUACACAGUGAGUUUAGCCUACGACAUGGCCCAGACCCGCCAGGAGACGGCGUUUUCCGACCCCUCAGACCUCGUGGCACGUCGAAUGGGCUUCAUUCCCCUGCCCCUCAGCGUAGCCAUCGGCAAGGUCCUCUGCACAACCCUCACCCCAUCAGCCAAGCCCGCGAACCUUCUCCUCUUCUUCCUCGGGUACUUGAUCCUCGUGGCCCUGAGGGUCCUCAACAGCCUCAUCAUCCUGGGAAAGGCCUGCGACCUGAUCACCUCUCACACCAGCAAGAACAACGUCAACCCUACGAAAUCAACUCCCCAGAGGAUUCAGAGGUCCACCAGCGUUGUGGACCAGAAAGACCCCAAUUGUGCAAUGGCAAUGUUUUCAAACUCAGCUGUCAGUCUCAAUAACGUAUGUCUGAACGAGGCCCUGUUGAAUAACGAUAAAGCACAAUCUCAUUCUGAGGAAUUUUCCACUAAACAUGUGGUCAGAGCUGAGAGCGAGCCUCUCCUCGCUCAAUGACACGACUUCAAGUCUUACGUAAUUAUUACGUAGCCAAUUUUUUUUUUAUUUAAAUGAUCGUGUACAUACGCUGUACAUAAUGACGUUGAAUAAGGGGUUUUGAUAUUUCUCCGUGGGAAGAAAUCAUUGUGAUUGUGCUGUAGAGUUUUAGAGUCACCUGAUUUAUAUAUAUUUGCGGUGUUUUUGUGGCAGAGGAGCGAUGCAGCGGUGCAGUGCCUGUUAUUUUUUCGUUCUAUUUUUUCAUGCCGCGAGAAUGUAUGAUUUUUGCUUUGGCAUAUUAAUAGGCGGGGUGGGGUAAAAUGAGCAGUUUUUGAUUUUUCCAUUUUUUUAUGAAGAGAAUAUUUGUUUCUGGUUGUAAUGAGUCGGUCUGGACUGAUCUCAAUCGACAAAUUUGCUUAUGAGUUAUGAGUAUCUUGUAUAAAUUGGGAAAUGCUUGUUUUAUCUUCCCUUCGCCUGCAACUCUUUAUUUUUUAAUGGGACAGUUCAAAUUAUGUUGCUAAUGUAAGCUAAGAGAAAUUUUUGUUAUUGAAUUAAUAAAAUGGUAAUAAAACAAUGCAAUGUAUAAUUUUUGGGUGGGGUAAAACGAACAGGUUUCAAUUUUUCAAUUUUUUUAUGAGGAGAAUAUUUCUUUCUGUUUAUAACGAGUCGAGGUUGAUCUCAAUUGACAAAUUUGUUUAUGAGUGAUAAAUAUUUUGAAUAAAUUGGAAAAUGUUUGUUUUAUCUUCCCUUCGCCUACAACUCUUUAUUUUUUAAUGGGAUAGUUCAAAUUAUGUUGCUAAUGUAAUCUAAGAGAAAUUUUUAUUAUUGAAUUAAUAAAAUGGUAAUAAAACUAUGCAAUGUAUAAUUUUUACUUUGUUAUUAAUAGGCGGGGGUGGGGUAAAACGAAGAGUUUUCAAUUUUUCCAUUUUUUUUAUGAAGAGAAUAUUUCUUUUUGGUUAUAACGAGUCUCGAUUGAUCUCAAUCGACAAAUUUGUUCAUGAGUUACGAAUAUUUUGAAUCAAUUGGAAAAUGUUUGUUUUAUCUUUCCUUCGCCUACAACUCUUUAUUUUUUAAUGGGAUAGUUCAAAUUAUGUCGCUAAUGGAAUCUAAGAGGAAUUUUUAUUAUUGAGGAAACUUUAACAUAAACUUUUCUGUACCAAAAACGAAAAUGAUAAUAAAAAAAUGCUAUGGUCUUCA